Molecule: messenger RNA, 1550 nt
Organism: Pipra filicauda (Wire-tailed manakin)
Lineage: Eukaryota; Metazoa; Chordata; Aves; Passeriformes; Pipridae
Gene: TMOD4
Product: tropomodulin 4
Exons: 10
Coding region: 370-1488 (372 amino acids)
Biological process (GO): myofibril assembly; muscle contraction; pointed-end actin filament capping
Cellular component (GO): striated muscle thin filament; myofibril
Molecular function (GO): tropomyosin binding
Source: RefSeq, a predicted model, not a curated record
UUUCCAGGAGACCCUACAAUAAACGGGGGUUACUCUCCCGUUUUCCAGGAGACCCUACAGUAAACACAGGGCGUGCGGGAACCCCUGUAUUCCAGGAGACCCUACAAUAAACACACCUUUCAUUCCCAGCUGCUCCAAACCCUCCAAACCUGAUCCGGGGAGGGAAAACACUCCCGGGAAUCGGGGGGGGGCCGGGAAUCCCCCCCGGGGUUCCGCCCGUCCCGGUGCAUCCCGGGCAGGUUUUGGGGUGCGCGGGGGCCCCCCCGGGGCCGGGGUGGGGCCCCCCCGGGGCUGGCCGGGCUCGAUAAGUGCCGGGCUCUGGGAUAUGUGAUCCAGCCCCUCCCCGGCGCAGAAUAAAUCGCUGAUCUCAUGCCCUGCGCGGCCGGAGCCCUUUGGCUCAGCCCCGGGACUCGCUCCAGGCAGGAUCCGGACCCCCCAUCAGCCAUGACAUCGUACCGGGAGGAGCUGGAGAAGUACCGGGACAUCGACGAGGACAAAAUCCUGCAGGAAUUGUCCCCCGAGGAACUGGCCCAGCUGGACAUGGAGCUGAUGGAGAUGGACCCCGAGAACGUGAUGCUGCCGGCGGGGCUCCGGCAGCGGGACCAGACCCAGAAGAGCCCCACGGGCCCCCUGGAUCGGGAAGCGCUGCUGCAGCACCUGGAAAAGCAGGCGCUGGAAGCCGAGGAGCGCCAGGACCUGGUGCCCUUCACCGGCGAGAAGAAAGGGAAGCCGUUCGUGCCCAAGAACCCGACGCGGGAGAUCCCUCGGGAGGAGCAGAUCACGCUGGAGCCGGAGCUGGAGGAGGCCUUGGCCAACGCCACCGAGGCCGAGAUGUGCGACCUCGCCGCCAUCCUGGGCAUGUACACCCUGAUGAGCAACAAGCAGUACUACGAUGCCAUCUGCAGCGGGAACAUCUCCAACACCGAGGGCAUCAACAGCGUGGUCAAACCCGACUCGUACAAGCCGGUGCCGGACGAGCCCCCGAACCCCACAAACGUGGAGGAGACGCUGCAGCGGAUCCGAGACAACGACCCGGCCCUGGAGGACGUCAACCUCAACAACAUCAAGGACAUUCCCAUCCCCACGCUCAAGGCCAUCUGCGAGGCCAUGAAAACCAACACCCACGUCAAGAGGCUCAGCCUGGUGGCCACCAGGAGCAACGACCCCGUGGCCCACGCGGUGGCCGAGAUGCUGAUGGAGAACAAGACCCUGCAGAGCCUCAACCUCGAGUCCAACUUCAUCACGAGCGCGGGGAUGAGGAGCAUCAUCCAGGCCGUGCCCCACAGCCCCGCCCUGGCCGAGCUCCGCGUGGACAACCAGUGCCAGCGCCUGGGGGACACGGCGGAGAUGGAGAUGGCGGCGAUGCUGGAGCGCUGCCCCUCCGUGCUGCGCUUCGGGUACCACUUCACCCAGCAGGGCCCCCGCGCCCGCGCCGCCAGCGCCAUCACCAGGAACAACGAGCUCCGCCGGAAGCAGAAGAAAACCUAAACCAACCCCCCAGGAACGGGAGAUCUCUGGGAAUGCUGGAAAUAAAGCUGGAAAGACACGGA